Nomia melanderi (Alkali bee) is the source of this 935-nucleotide messenger RNA. Its product is annotated as replication protein A 32 kDa subunit. Gene Ontology annotation, biological process: DNA replication; nucleotide-excision repair; double-strand break repair via homologous recombination. The record is from RefSeq and is a predicted model, not a curated record. Lineage: Eukaryota; Metazoa; Arthropoda; Insecta; Hymenoptera; Halictidae. Gene Ontology annotation, cellular component: DNA replication factor A complex; chromosome, telomeric region; nucleus. Gene Ontology annotation, molecular function: single-stranded DNA binding.
GGAACUAAGUUUCACAUGUUUUAUGAUUAUAAAUUCGCGCGGAUAUUCUGUUUGAUUUUGCCUCACGCUUUAUUAUAUUCUUCAUUUCUUGUGUCAGAAAUACGUAACAUUUUGUUAGUGCUUUUAAUUAAAGGUCGCUUAAAAUAAUCAUGUGGUCAUCAAAUUUAGAUACUAGUAUAAAUUCUGAUGGCGGUUUUUUAAAUGAUAGUCGUAAAGGUGGACAGGAUGAUGUGAAAUCGCGAAGGAUACAAACUAUUGUUCCUGUCAUGAUAAGACAAUUACUUUCUUUUUCUUCUACUCAAGAAAUAAAGUUUGGGGAUAUUCCUGCAAAUAUGUUUACGAUUGUUGGAAUAGUACGAAACGUUGAAGAAACUGCAACAAAAAUAUCCUAUGACGUUGAAGACGAAACAGGUACAAUUACGGUGUUGAAGUGGUUAGAAGCAGAUAAAAAAACAUCAGAUUUUAUGAUGCAGAUGAAUACUUAUGUUCGUGUUAUUGGUUUACUCAGAGAAAAUAAUGAAAAGCGGCAUCUUUUUAUUUUAAGAAUACAUCCAUUGCAAGAUCUGAAUGAGUUAACAAAUCAUCUACUUGAGGUUACUUAUGUCACAUUAAAAGCUAAAGCAAUGGCUGAAAAGAGCAAAGAAACUUUUGAUAAUGGUAGUACAAUAAACAACAUGCCAAGUGAGGAUUCACCUUAUUAUGGAAUGUCGGCAGAUCAGACUUUAGUUUAUAAAAUUAUUCAUGCACGAAAUGACACUGAAUCUGGUAUUGAAAGAUCUGAGAUUAAAUCACAAGUACCGAAAAGAAUUUUGUCAGAUAUGGACAAUAUAUUAGAUUUCUUAGUUUCCGAAGGUCACAUAUAUACAACAAGUACAGAUGACCACUUCAAAACAACUUAAACAUAUGUAUUAAAAUUGGAUGUUUAUUUUUAAUAA